UCCUGCAGCGGUGCCCAGCAGCCUUGGUGAAGGCCCUGCCCAGCAGAGAUCAUGUAUUGCCUCCAGUGGCUGCUGCCCGUCCUCCUCUUUCCCAAGCCCCUCAACCCCACCCUGUGGUUCAUCCACUCCAUGUUCAUGGGCUUCUGCCUGCUCAGCUUCCUCCUGGAGCAGAAACCUUACACGAUUUGUGCCUUGGUUUUCUUGGCAGCCCUGUUCCUCAUCUGCUACAGCUGCUGGGAAAACUGUUUCCUGGACCACUGCUCUGAUUCCCUGCUUCCGGAAUUGGCACAUGGAGUUGUGGGCACGUAACAGCCUGCCCAAUUAGCUUUCCAAGGAAGCAGAA
Molecule: messenger RNA, 343 nt
Organism: Choloepus didactylus (southern two-toed sloth)
Lineage: Eukaryota; Metazoa; Chordata; Mammalia; Pilosa; Megalonychidae
Product: bladder cancer-associated protein-like
Exons: 1
Coding region: 52-309 (85 amino acids)
Source: RefSeq, a predicted model, not a curated record